Molecule: messenger RNA, 4312 nt
Organism: Strigops habroptila (Kakapo)
Lineage: Eukaryota; Metazoa; Chordata; Aves; Psittaciformes; Psittacidae
Gene: HDAC5
Product: histone deacetylase 5
Exons: 27
Coding region: 163-3249 (1028 amino acids)
Biological process (GO): negative regulation of transcription by RNA polymerase II; chromatin organization
Cellular component (GO): histone deacetylase complex
Molecular function (GO): histone deacetylase activity
Source: RefSeq, a predicted model, not a curated record
GAAUGUUGUUGUCGGGGCGGGCGGGGCCGCGCGGCAAAGAUGGAGGAGGGGCGGCGGCGCGCGCGCGGGGCGGGCAGCCGCCAGGGCUCCCGUUCCCCGCGGGCGCAGCCCUGGCGCUGACGGCAUCCCCGGAGCGCGGCCCCCCCGGCGCCCCCCGGCACCAUGGACCCCCAGAGUGAUGCAGAGGGGGGGUCCGGCCGCGAGCCCUCCCUGGAGCUCCUGCCCCACGCCCAGCUCCUGCCCGGCCCAGGGCCGGAGGGGCCGGGGCCGGAGCCGGGGCCGUGCCGGGGGCUGGACGCAGCGGCGCGGGAGCGGCAGCUGCAGCGGGAGCUCGUGGCCCUCAAGCAGCAGCAGCAGCUCCAGAAGCAGCUGCUCUUCGCCGAGUUCCAGAAGCAGCACGAGCACCUCACGCGCCAGCACGAGGUGCAGCUCCAGAAGCACCUCAAGCAGCAGGAGGCUCUGGCCGCGCGCCGGCAGCAGGAGCUGGAGCAGCAGCGGCAGCGGGAGCGGCAGGAGCUGGAGCAGCAGCGCCUGGAGCAGCUGCAGGCGCUGCGCAAGGACCGCGGCCGGGACAGCGCCAUCGCCAGCACGGAGGUGAAGCUGAAGCUGCAGGAGUUCCUGCUCAGCAAAACAAAGGAGCCGGGCACGGCCCCCCCCAACCAUUCCCUCCCCCAGCACCCCACUUGUUGGGCCCAUCACACGUCGUUGGACCAGAGCUCCCCCCCCCAGACGGGCAGUCCUGGGACCCCCCCGUCCUAUCGCCCCCCCCUGCUCGGAACAUACGAUUCCCGGGAUGACUUCCCGCUGCGCAAGACUGCAUCGGAGCCCAACCUGAAGGUCCGCUCCCGGCUGAAGCAGAAGGUGGCGGAGCGCCGGAGCAGCCCCUUGUUGCGGAGGAAGGACGGAGCCGUGCUCAGCGCCUGCAGGAAGAGAGCGGUGGAGAUCACGGUGUGCUCGGUGAGCAGCAGCAGCAGCGCCCCCGGCUCCGGGCCCAGCUCCCCCAACAGCUCCCACAGCGCCGAGAACGGGCUCACGGGCUCCGUGCCCAACAUCCCCGCGCAGCAGCUCCUGCCGCAGCCCCGGCCGCUGCCCCUCGAUGGUGUCCCCCAGCUCAGCCUCUACACGUCCCCGUCGCUGCCCAACAUCUCCCUGGGGCUGCCGGGGCCCGGCCCCCCCCUUUCUGUGGAGGCCGAGCGCGCAGGGGGGGUCCCUGCGCUGCGCCCCGCAGCCGCGCUGCCCGCACAGCUCCUGAGCUCCCCCUCGCUGCUGGGGGGGGCCCUGGACGGGGACCCCGCGCCCGGCCCCGCGUCCCUGCUGCAGCACGUGCUGCUGCUGGAGCAGGCGCGGCAGCAGAGCGGGCUCCUCGCCGUCCCGCUCCACGCUCGCGCCGCGCUGGCGCCCGGUGACCGCGCCGGCUCCGUGCGGGUGGUACCGAAGCUGCCGCGGCACCGGCCCCUCAGCCGCACGCAGUCGUCCCCAUUGCCCCAGAGCCCGCAGGCGCUGCCCCACGCGCUGCCCCAUGGCGCCCUCCAGCACCACUUCCUCGACAAGCAGCAGGUCCCACUCGGCAAGCUGCUGCCCAAGGCUGGGGAGCUCCCGCGGGCCCCCCCCACGCACCGCGAGGAGACGGAGGAGGAGCUGACGGAGCAGCAGUCGCCCCCCCCGCGGGACCGGGACCCCCCCCCCGCGCCCCCGCUCCCGGACCCCCCCCAGGACCCCGAGGAGCCGGGGGACAGCGGGGACGAGCCCGAGGGCCCCGAUGGCCCCGAGCUGGGGGGCACCUACCAGCAGGCGCUGCCCGAGGCGCCGCUGCCGCUGUUCCCGGGCUCCCCCCCGGCGCUGCUGGCGCUGCCGCACCCGGCGCUCGCCCGCACACACUCGUCCCCCCCCAGCGUCCGACCCCCCCCACCCGACGGGGGCCCCCAGCUCCGCUUCAGCACAGGGCUGGUGUACGACACCUUCAUGCUGAAGCACCAGUGCACGUGCGGCAACACCAACAUCCACCCGGAGCACGCCGGCCGCAUCCAGAGCAUCUGGUCCCGGCUGCAGGAGACGGGGCUGCUGGGCAAGUGCGAGCGCAUCCGGGGCAGGAAGGCGACGCUGGAGGAGAUCCAGACGGUGCACUCGGAGCAUCACACGCUGCUCUAUGGCACCAGCCCCCUCAACCGCCAGAAGCUCGACAGCAAGAAGCUGCUGGGUCCCAUCAGCCAGAAGACGUACGCGGUGCUGCCGUGCGGCGGCAUCGGGGUGGACAGUGACACGGUGUGGAACGAGCUGCACUCGCCCAGCGCCGUGCGCACGGCCGUGGGCUGCCUGCUGGAGCUCGCCUUCAAGGUGGCCGCCGGCGAGAUCCGGAACGGCUUCGCUGUCAUCCGCCCGCCCGGGCACCACGCUGAGGAGUCCGCGGCCAUGGGCUUCUGCUUCUUCAACUCAGUGGCCAUCUCAGCCAAGCUGCUGCAGCAGAAGCUCAGCGUGAGCAGGAUCCUCAUCGUGGACUGGGACAUCCACCACGGCAAUGGCACCCAGCAGGCGUUCUACAGCGACCCGGCCGUGCUCUACAUCUCCCUGCACCGCUACGACGACGGCAACUUCUUCCCGGGCAGCGGCGCCCCUGAGGAGGUGGGCAGCGGAAUGGGGGUGGGCUUCAACAUCAACAUCGCCUGGACCGGGGGUGUGGACCCCCCCAUUGGGGAUGUGGAGUAUCUCACUGCCUUCAGGACCGUGGUGAUGCCGGUGGCCAGUGAGUUCUCCCCGGACGUGGUGCUGGUCUCGGCCGGGUUCGACGCCGUCGAGGGGCACCUCUCCCCCCUCGGGGGUUACUCCGUCAGCGCCAAAUGCUUUGGGCACCUCACGAAGCAGCUGAUGAUGCUGGCGGGGGGGCGCGUGGUGCUGGCGCUCGAGGGGGGGCAUGACCUCACGGCCAUUUGUGACGCCUCUGAGGCCUGUGUGAGCGCCCUGCUCGGCAUGGAGCUGGAGCCGCUGGACCCGUCCCUGCUGCAGCAGAAGCCCAAUGUGAACGCGGUGGCCACGCUGGAGAAGGUCAUCGAGAUCCAGAGCCGGCACUGGGGCUCUCUGAAGCGCGGGGGGGCCCCGUGGCUCAGCGCUGGGGGGGACGCGGAGGCUGAAGCGCUCUCGGCCAUGGCCCAGCUCUCGGUGGGGGCAGAGCAUGGGAGCAGCGACCCCCGGCCCAGCAUUCCCGCCAUGCCCAGGCCAGCGGAGGAGCCGAUGGAGGCGGAGCCCGCGCUGUGACCGAGCCCGAAACCCCCCGAGAAUCCACAGAAACCACCUGGAAAACCCCAAAAAAAGACAAAAAAAAUGGGAAUUGGGCGGAAAAGUGGGAAAAAAAGAGGAAAAUAUUUUCUUUUUCUAUUAAAAAAGGCCGAAAAAGACAAAAAAAUCCCCCCCCCCUUCACCCCCCCCCCGCGGUCGCGUCGUGUCUCGGGUCGUCCCCCCCCAUCGUGUCUCCCCAUCGUGUCCCCGUGUGUCCGUCAGGUCCCAGCGCCCCCCCCCGGCUCCUCUCCUGCUUUGAGGGUUUUUCCCUUGUUUUCUCCCUCGUUCUCUCCCAUCCCGGGAGGAGCCGAUGGCAAUUUUGUGCCUUUCAUUCGAUCCGGUGGGUUUUGGUUUUAAUGCCUUAAAUUUCCUGGGAUGUGGGGGGGUUUCUCCAGCUCUUCCUUUAGUUUUCCUUUCCCGCCCGUGUCCCUGUCCCGUGGUCACCCUGGGAGGUGAUGGAUCCCGGGGAUGGGCGAUGGGUCCCUGGGGAUGAUGGGUGAUGGAUCCCUGGGGAUGGGCGAUGGGUCCCUGGGAUGAUGGGUGAUGGAUCCUGGGGAUGGGUGAUGGAUCCUGGCACCUUCCUUGGGAUAAACCUUUGUUCUUCAUGGAGAAAAGAAGGGAAAAAGCCCCCAGAGCAGGACUAUCCCGCUCGGUUUUCCCAUCACUUCCUGGCCCCGGAGCAAUUCCUGCCUCCCCCCCUCAAAGGAUAUAAUUUUAUUACAGAUAUAUUAUUUAAUAGUAUUUUUUUAACGGGAGGGGCCGGCGGGGGGGGUCCCCACAUUGGGGUGUGGAGAUGGGGGUCAAGGUAUCCCCCCCCAUCCCCAGCCCCAUGGGGGGGCUCUGGGCCUGUCCCCAUUCAAUGGGGGGGGCCCAGCGCCCCACAGCUCCUCUGGGGGGGGGGUUGGGGGCCGGCCCCCCGCAGCUUUGGGCUGGUGUCGUGUGUGUGUGUCCCCCGCGCCCCCCCCCGCUGUGGGUCUGGGCCCCUGUUUUGUACCAUGUCCCCAUGUUCGUCCUUGGAUAAAUAAACUUGGUUCUGGCAAUA